Bathycoccus prasinos is the source of this 732-nucleotide messenger RNA. RefSeq lists its product with no specific name. Lineage: Eukaryota; Viridiplantae; Chlorophyta; Mamiellophyceae; Mamiellales; Bathycoccaceae. The record is from RefSeq and is a predicted model, not a curated record. The coding region runs from base 1 to 732 and encodes 243 amino acids. The transcript has a single exon.
AUGGUAGCAGCAGUCACAGCAGCAGCAGCAGCAUUUGGAGCUUCAACAGCGGGAGAAGUGGAAAACAAAAACAAGAAAACAAGAAAAUUGAACAAGUUACCGACGCGAAUGGUCGUCGAGACGGCCAUGCUGGCUGCCAUGACAGGCUUAAGUUUCCACUUAUCGGCGUCGUUCAGAUUGGAAACCUAUUUAGGAUCUCUCUUUCCUCUUCCAAUCGUCGUAGCGUCCGCGCGGUGGGGCGACGUCGCCGCUUGGAGAACUUUAUUGGUGGCGUUCCUUUUGUUGACAUUACUUAGCGGUCCUUUACGCGCCUCAAAUUACGCGUGUUUGCAUGGUUUCACCGGCCUAGCCUUGGGAAUGUGUUGGAAGAGAAAGUUCUCUUGGGUGCAGAGCGUGCCUAUAUCUGCGCUCGCUCGAACCAUCGGCGUCUUUUCGUCUCUCGCGAUUUCCUCUUUAGUUAUUCGAGAAAAUGUCCUUCGCUUAAUGGUUCAGCAAGUCUACGCGUUGAUUGAUCAAAUUUGCGCGACUCUGGGAGCAACGUUCGUUCCAAACAUGACGGCCAUUUUGUGCGUUGCUUUUGUAUUUGUGAUUUUGAAUUCGUUAUCGUAUACACUCAUUCUCCACUUGGUGUAUUCAAUAGCCUUAGUCACUGCCACGCCUGAUGGAAAUUUCUCCAACGCUCCACUCAAAGUUCGCAGAUCGUUAGGAUUACCCUCGGCAUUCAUGCAGUAA